This is a messenger RNA of Carassius auratus (goldfish), 2943 nucleotides long. Its product is annotated as antigen WC1.1-like. Gene Ontology annotation, biological process: zymogen activation. The transcript has 14 exons. Gene Ontology annotation, molecular function: serine-type endopeptidase activity. The coding region runs from base 1 to 2943 and encodes 980 amino acids. Gene Ontology annotation, cellular component: plasma membrane. NCBI's taxonomy places the organism in Eukaryota, Metazoa, Chordata, Actinopteri, Cypriniformes, Cyprinidae. The record is from RefSeq and is a predicted model, not a curated record.
AUGGCAGCGAUGCUUGCUCUGGACCGCGUGAAACUCCAGAAUUUCACAGCAGAUUGUUUUGGAGAUGUUUCCAUUGCUGUGAAUGGUAUUAAAUAUGAAGUGUGCUACAGUGAGCAGGAUUCGAUUGAGUCCCGUAAAAAGAUGGGGGCAGUGGUCUGUCGAGAGCUUGGCUGUGGUGAGAUGCUGCGUGUAAAAAAGGGCUCCUUUACUUCUAAUGGUUUUCUGAGUAAUGUUGAUUGUCAGGGUGAUGAACGGUCACUGUGGCAUUGUCUGGCAAUUCAUGAGAAAAAACAAUGCUGGGGAACCAAAGUUAUAUGUUCAGGCAGCUUGGAUGUGCGUUUGAGUGACGGUCUGGGUCGCUGUUCUGGACGUGUAGAGGUGAAAUGGGAAGGCUCAUGGAGGCCCAUUAGCUCUAAAAGGAACACUAUGAAUUCAGACGUGGUGUGUCAACAUCUAAACUGUGGUGCAUCCUCAAAAAUAAAUAGACAACUUUUCACUGAAGGAGAAAAGACACUGCAAUGGCUGUGGGAUGUCCAGUGUAAAAGCUCUUCAGCAAAGCUCCAUGAGUGUUUCGAGAAUACUGGCUUGACACCACUUCAAAAUGAGAAAAACAUAGAAAUCAUUUGCCAAAAGGAAGAACUGAAGUUCUUUGAAGGUGAUUCUCCGUGCGAGGGAAAAGUGCGCAUCAAGCAAUUUGAUGAUAAGGCUGUCUGGCUGCCUGCAACACCAGAAAAAGCCAAUGACACAUGCAAAGAAAUGCAGUGUGGAACUCUGCUCUCGUUUGAACCGGAGCAAAACACCACAGAUGCCAAAGUCACAUGUUCAGGGUCAAAGACAGAGGAGCCUCGAGUGGCACUUCAAAACUCGUUUGGAGAAACAUGCUGGGGAAUGGUGAAGGUCUGUGGAGAUGGCAAGUGUGGAGGGGUUUGCAGCAACAAUUGGAGAACAGAUGAAGACUCCAGAAUGAUCUGUGGGAACCUGGGCUGUGGAAAUCCAAUUCAAGCCAAUUUACCACUUCAGAUAAAUAAUCUACCUGCCACUUACAGUAGUGUGUACUGCUCAGAAAAUGUACAAAAUAUGACCAUGUGCAAUUUUAUUCCCAACAAAAACCCCACCUGCAAACGCCUAGCCCACGUGAUAUGCACAGACAGCAUCAAAGCUAGACUGGAGGAUCCAAGAGACAAAUGCGCUGGAAAAGCAUCACUGUUUUACGCUGGGAAGUGGACACCUAUCUGUAAAGACAGUCUUGAUACAAAUCUUAAAAAUUUGAUCUGCAAGGAACUAUGUUGUGGCGAGAGCAUAAAUGACCAACAUGAUUGGAUUUCACUAGAAGAAUCUAAAUCUAGAGGACUAUCAGGAAUUAAAUGUCUGGAUAAUGCCAACUCUGUUUCCGAAUGUGACCUCAAAGAGGUUUCAGAGAAAGAAUGUAUUGAUGGCUAUCUGAAAUGCUCAGCAUGGAAACGAUUGCUCCUCUAUAAUAAGGAAGGAGAAUGCAGUGGUCCAGUAUAUUGUCUGCAAGAUAAAAAAACCACUCAAGUCAGCAUAAGUGGAUGGGGCAACGAGACAAGACAAAAGCUGUGCGAGUAUCUACAGUGUGGAAACAUAUCACACAUCCCUAAAGACAAUAACACAAACACAAACGAGUGGUGGAACAAGACCUAUAAUUCCUCAGGGAAGGAGAAUAUUUGGAAAUGUGAGAGCAAAGAUCAGCCCGUCCAGAAUCAACAGCAGUUAAACAUCAAGUGUGACCUUAAACCUCCAAAAAUGAUGCUCUCAAAAAACUGCACAGGCGAGGUGCUCAUAGAUGAAGAGCAUGUUUGUGCAUCCCGGUGGGAUGAUGGGAUGUCCAACAAGUUAUGUGACAGCCUCAAUUGUGGUAAGGCACUCUACAGCUGGACCACAGAGUCCAGAGAAAAAAAUACUUGGCAUUUCAGCUGCACAGGCAUAGAGACAUCGGUGUGGCAGUGUGGCUCUAGAAAAGACAGCUGUGAGAACAUCCUCUCUGUGGCCUGCAAAGAUAGUGUUGAAUUCAGCUCCACUGAGAAGUGUGGUGGGAAGCUUGUGAUCAAGUAUCAAGGGCGAUGGGAAUAUGUCUGUGGAAAACUGACUCUGAAUGAUAACAAGAAGUUUUGUGAUGUGCUUAAGUGCAAUGAUAGCCGAGAAUUGCUGGAUGAACAGAACAUAGCAAAAGAAAUGAUGGUCAAAAUUGAUUGCCCAGAAACCCAUUACAACAUUUUUCAGUGCAUGCACCAUCUCAAUAACAAUAAAUGCAGUCAUGGACCUGCUGAAAUCAAAUGUGAAGGUUAUACUCCAAAAGGAGGUAAUUCUUCAGUGGGUCUGAUAUUGGGACUGUUAGGAGCUGUGCUGGGGUUGCUGAUGUUGUUUUUAAUGUGGAGAAAUCGGAAACGUCUACUUUUAGCCUUAAGAUAUUACAGAAGUAAAAAGGGCAAAGACGUCAACCCGGAUGUGAAUGAAAUGGAUAAGAUGGAUACAGAGGACAGAGGAAAGACAUCGUUUUUAAAUAAUGAUGACUACGAGGAUGUGGAUUCUCUCAUGGACAAGUCAGGAGAGGAGGAUGAAGAUGACAGAAAGAGGGAUUCUUCUGGGACAGAAUAUGAUGACAUUGAGGGACAAGCCAAUGGAAUCUCUCCUUCUCAAACCCACCAUGAUGAAGACCUCGACAUCCCUCUCCUUCCCAAGAGACCCGAGAACAUUCUUGAUCAGGACACCUAUGAAGUGGAGACAGAGAAACAGGAGGACUAUGAUGAUGUCAUACCUGUCGAGGCUACAGCCAAUGAAAAUGCAGGGAUGACAGGCACACAAGCUCAUGUAGAUGUAGACGUGGAUGAAGGUGCAGAUUCAGAUUUAGAUGCUGGUCUAUUUGCAAAUGCUGAUGCAGAUAUGUUGACCACAGAGGUAGAAGUUCACGCUCAAGCAGAGUAA